UCCGGGUUUGGUCUCAUAGGCUAGGAAAAGGUCUGCAGACGACACAGCAACGAGUGAAGCUGUCAGGAGCGGACAUGGAUAUUAUUGCAAAUGGUUCCGUGGAGUGUCCCGACCUGACUCCGGAGAUGCGGGAGAAAGCGGAGGAAGAACUGGGUGAAACGCCAGAGAAACGGGAACUCUGCCUCAGGAGACUGCGAAGUCUCAUCAAGGACGAGGAAGCGCUAAACUCAAGGACCGACGACGAGUUCCUGUUGCGGUUCCUGCGCACCAAGAAGUUCAAAGUGGAAGUGGCAUUCCGCACCCUGCGAAAUUAUUACCGCCACCGCAAGGAGUCGCCAGAGAUCUUCGAUGGACUACGGCCCACUAAGUUGCGCGUUGUGUACGAGGCCAAGUGCCAGACCAGACUCUCGCACAAAGACCCUCUUGGAAGACCUAUAUUCGUGCUUAGAAUUGGGCGAUGGAAACCGAGUGAUUAUGACUACUACCAGCUUCGCGCAGCCAACAUGCUGUGCUUGGAACAUCUGGUGUGUGACCCUGCUGUGCAGGUCAACGGUCUCGUAUGCAUCCUCGACUGCAGUGGGUGGGGACUUCAACACCUCGUUGCAUUUCCCAUCUCGCAGGUUCGAAAGACCAUCGACCUAUUGCAGGACUGUCUCCCUGCUCGGUUCAAGGCAGUGCAUGUGGUCCAUCAGCCUUCCGUGUUCAACGUUUUUUUCUCCCUUGCAAAGCCCUUCAUGACCAGCAAACACAUCAGCAGGAUACAUGUGCAUGGCACAAACAUGGAGUCCUUGCACAAGCACAUUCCUCCAUCCAUCUUGCCCGAAGAAUACGGCGGCACGGACGGACCUUUCGACAACACAAAGUUCUGCCAGGGUCUUUAUGACAAGGACGAUUUCUUCAUCCAGGACUUCACACAGUACGGGAACAAGACAUAGGCCUG
Molecule: messenger RNA, 940 nt
Organism: Ornithodoros turicata
Lineage: Eukaryota; Metazoa; Arthropoda; Arachnida; Ixodida; Argasidae
Product: alpha-tocopherol transfer protein-like
Exons: 6
Coding region: 75-935 (286 amino acids)
Cellular component (GO): membrane
Molecular function (GO): phosphatidylinositol bisphosphate binding
Source: RefSeq, a predicted model, not a curated record